ACUCCUUUUCUUUUUGCAAAUAUAGACUAACACGGCUGCUACUCUGAAACUUUGAAAAUGUGUACUAACCAAAGUGCUGGGUAGCCUCAGGGCUGCUUCAGCAUGCCAGCUGGUAAGGCCUCCUAAGGGACUGUCUGCCAGAUGAGUGUUCUAGCCGUGCCUCCUUCCCAAUCUGUGCCAGAGGCUAUGUAGAAGAUGCCAAUUCUGGCGGUUGUUUGCUUUCUGGAAACUCCCUCUAGCUGGGGAGUUGCCUGUCUCCAGUCCCAUUGUGCUGUCUGAGAGUGGGGUAAAAAUCUGCCCCACGAUGUUAUCAAGAUGAACAAAAACAAAUUGGUUUAUACUGAAGAAAAUCACCAUUUCAUAAGUAAAACUUAUAGCUCUUUAAAUGUGAAGCCUGAUCAAAAUAGGGCUCAUGUCUUCUCAUAUUAAAGCUUUCAGGGUGCACUGCUACACUGUCGUUGAAUCUGUCUUCUGACUCCCUUAGGAAAUAAUAGACUGGUGGUCCACGUAGCUGUGAAUCCAUGUCAGUGAAAAAUUAUCAUCCUGUGGCAUGUUUUGCAGGCUUUAUAACUGCUAUGCUAGCCCUGGCUCUACCUUCUGCAGUGUAAAUCCAGAAGAGAGCUGCUUACAGUAGUGUAAACAAUGUCAUGAAAAAUUGACCUGGCUCACAGCCACUCAGAAAUUGACACUUCAUUCCUAUAGAUGGCUUCAUGACGAAACACUAAAUUAUUUACUUCUUCUUAAAUCAGUGAACUGUUACAAAACCUCUCUUUACUGAACAGUAAAUAGUAGUUGUGACACUGAGCCAGAAAGGGUUAAGCAACUUGCAGGCUAAAUGACUUUAGAGAUAUAUUAGUAUAUAAUGAUUGUAUUUUUUGGUGUGUUUACAUAUAUAUUGUUAGAGACUGACAGUGUAACCAAAUGGUUCCUGUCUGACACUGUAUUCUGUUAAUUCAGAGAUCAAAAGGAGAAAACAUUUAGAUAAACUGUGAAUGUAGUAGUAUCAUUUUCUUCAUUUCUCUUUGAAGUUUGUAGUAAACUACCUAUAAAUGGCAGGAGAUGGACUGUUGCCUGAUGCUAAUCCGUGUAGCUAAUUAAAGGUGGUGCUUUGGAAAUAGAAGGUUUUACUUCAAAUCCACAAUGCUUUAUCCAAGGAAUGCCUGCUAUCAAGAGGUUGCCAGAGAACUAUAAGAUGAACUCUAGGGCCCUGAUCCUGUAACUCAGAUCUGCUUAAGCUUUGUCAUGGGAAGUUUGAUUCACAAGACUGAGUUCUCCAGUUCCAGUUUUGAUCACCCUGAUAUUGGAUGUUGGAAUGUAACCUAAGGAUCUUAUUCUGAAAGAACUCUUCGCAGCUCUAAAGCUCACCAUCUGUAUUGUGAAAACAACCUAAGAAUUUUAUUCAAGUCUGUUUGCAUAAUGAUCUUUUAACCAAUACUUUUUUUUUCCCUAAUAAAUUUUAGUUUAGUUAAUAAGAAUUGGCUGUAAGCCUUUAUUUGGGUAAGAUCUGAAAUAUUCAUUGACCUGGUGAGUAAUGUGUCUGGUACUUUGGGAUUGGUAGAGCUUUUUAUAUGAUGAACAAGAUUUUCAGUAAUCCUUGUCAUAUUUGACUUGGCUGUCUGGGUAGGAGCUCAAGGCUGGAUUGUUUAAGGGAACUGUAUUUCUGGCUUCUGGGUAACAAGUAAGGUGUUGUAGAAGCUAUUUUGUUAAUGGUUUGGUGAAUCUAAGUAUUAGAAAUAUCCACUCGUUUUGGGGAUUGUCUGCCCCAUUCUUUGUACUUUGCCCUGACUGAGCAAUCUCGGCAUGGCCCCCCUUGGACUCCGGUCACAGUAGUACUUUCCAAUUCUAUUCACACACUCAAUGUUGGAAUCAGAAAAAGGAACAAAAGUAGUCUUAUUAAUAUCACACCAAAUUCUGCUCAUUUUAGAAGCCAUUUAAGUCUAAAAGUCUGUUUUUCACUUGCUCUGAUUUGGCAUUUGAAGUUGAUGUGAUUUACCCUACUAGUGUAAAAAGGCCUUAGGCCUGGUCUACACCUAAAACUUAGAUUGACUGUGCUCUAUCUCUCAGGGCUGUGAAAAAUAACAUGCCCUGACCAACCCUCCCACCUUGUAGACGCAGCUAAGACAACAUUAUUCUUCUGUUGACCUACCUACCAUCUUUCUGAGAAGUGGAUUGUAUACGCUGUCAGAAAAUUCCCUUCCUUUGAUGUAGGAAGCCUGUACAGUACAGCGCUACAGUGCACAGCUGCAGCACCGUAGCUGUGCUUCUGUAAUGUAGACAAACCUUUAAUGUAAAGGAAAAUUAAGCCUGGAGUUCUUUGGUGAAAUGUUCUGUGAGGUCUAUGGAGAGAAUCCAAAGUUGAUUCAGCAUUCUUCCUGCCGCAGGAAUGGAAAGAGGUGUAUUAUGGAUCUCUGUACAGGAGGAAUGGUGUGACAGAGUGGAUAUCAGAGAGGCCCCAGGACGAGCUGCCAAUUCUGAGAAAACAGUUGCGGUCUCUGGUAUUCCAGAUGGCAUUGUGAAAGAUGAUGUCAUGGCUGACAUAUUGAUGAUUCAUUUCCAAAAGACAAAGAAUAGGGGUGGAGAUGUGAAAGAUGUGGUUUAUCCAACAGCAAUAAAAGGAGUUGCAUACAUAAUUUUUGAAGAUCAAGAAGUUACAGAGAAUGUUCUCCAGAAAGAUGAACACAGACUAGAGGACAAGAGGCUGGGCAGGUAUUAUCCUCUGAAAAUAUCUCUCUAUAGUGAACACGUCUUCACCUGUGUCUCAUCUGUUCUCGAUUUGUCCAUUUUUGGAGAUAAAUACAUUUUGGAAGAUCUGGUGCAGGAGCUUAAGAAGACUAUCCCAGCCUUGAGCUUCAGUCCUUUGCAAUCCAAUGGACAAAUUUCUGUUCAAGGGUCAUUCCCAGCAAUCAAGUCACUAAAAGACAAUUUGUUAUUAAAAGCAAAUUCCCUUUCAGGGAAGGGCAAGAGGGGAGAGAGAAAGCCAGAUCAGAGACCUAACAUCAGGACCCAGAAGUGUGGACUAUUUGUGGAGUCAAAUAAUACUUUCGUCCGUAAUGUAAACAGGAAAGAACAAGUGGUUGUCCUUGACACAGAUAUAUACUACUACAUGAAACAUUUUUUAUACAAGGAAAGUCUGGCAAAAUACAAUGUUGUAAGUCAUGAAGUCACAGAUGGUGAGAUCACCACAAUAUAUCUAGAAAAUGCCAGAGCAAGUUCUGAUUCUAAAGAAUUAGAAAGAGCCAAAGAGGGAAUUGAAGAUUUGUCUGCAAAACUUCACUGCAGAUUACGUAAAGAAAGAUUCUCUCUUGAUGGCAACACCAGACCUGAAAGGCAGAAAUAUAAACAGGCAUGUGAGAGCAUAAAAUCCCGAUUCCCCAAAGUUCUGGUUAUUCCUUAUGAUACUCACAUUGAUGUGAUAGGAAGUUCCUCUGAGACGUAUGAGUUUACCCAAGAAGUGAAUAGAACAGUAAAAAGCCGCUUCCAACAGAGAUUCAGGAGGUAGAAGUCAUUUAGGUGCUGUAGGUGAUGCCUACGAGCUAGGACUUCCUGAGAAUGACAUCUCUUACACCGAAGUACAGUCUCCCAAGGACGUUGAUAGAAGCCCUAUUACUGGGGACUUUUUAUAAAGGAUGUUUUGCACUUUUGUAAUUUCCAGCUGAGGAUUUCAAAGCACUUUGCAAACUUCAGUUAAUUAGGGCCCAAUCCUGCUCCCAUUGGAGUUUUGCCAUUGACUCCACACAGCACCCUAAUAGUAUUAGGAGCCUCAUUUCACACACUGUGGCUCCUCUAUCAUUAAAAGAAAAUGCAAGCCCUUUUAUAUCACUGCUGACACAGUCCUACAAUAUGUGCACAGGCACUUCUCAAAGCACAGGAAUCAUGGACACCAAGACAAAAGUCCCAAAUACUAACUUAAAUUUCAAACAAUUAGCAAAUGUCCACUUCAUGCAUCCGGUGAAAUUAAAGUGCGUAGAAGUUAGUUUUCAUAGUGAAUGGACCAUCCCUGGUCUCUGCAUCACAAACGAGUGCCUCUUGUGGCUGUAUUAACAUACAGUCUUUUUAUUCAAGUUUUUGUUUAAUAAAUCACUUAGUUUUACAUGUAAAACAUGUUUUGAUAAACUAUUUUUUUCUAUUUGCUGCAUAUUUAAAGUAGUUUUAUUUAACCAAUAAAAAAAGUAAAUGCUG
Dermochelys coriacea (leatherback sea turtle) is the source of this 4179-nucleotide messenger RNA. RefSeq names its product RNA binding motif protein 43 (gene RBM43). Bases 2384 to 3499 code for a protein of 371 amino acids. The transcript has 4 exons. The record is from RefSeq and is a predicted model, not a curated record. Gene Ontology annotation, molecular function: RNA binding. Lineage: Eukaryota; Metazoa; Chordata; Testudines; Dermochelyidae.